ACAAUAAUUGGAUUCCCAUUUAAUGCUAAAAAAAGGUCAGCGAACCGCGUGUCAUUUUUUUCUUUUCGAUUCAGCAAACUUCAAAAUACUUGUAUAUAAAGUUACGUGCUUUCUUCACAAAGGAAUAACCUAUACGCUAAAUAUAACUGUUAGUUUUAAUGCCUAGAAAAUUGUAAACAAUCAUGUAUAGCAUACAUGUUCGUAACAAUAAUUUGAAAAAAAAUGCUGUAAUCAAACUAUUGAAUUGUGAACGAAUCGCUUUAACACAGAAUAAAUCACAGUUCAACGUUAAUUAGGAAUCAAUAUACUGUCUUGUCGGGCAAUACGAUCAAUAGGGUAUGCUAUGUAGUUGUGUAAGGUAAUAUCUUGGGUACUGUAUCUUUGAUUGUUCAAUAACAAAAGAUUUUUUGUAAAUAUUAUAGAGUAUAAACUUGUUAUCAAUAUCGGCUAUAACUUCGCUAAAGACUAGAACUAUGUGUUAACCUCAAAAUUGCAUUUGAGUGUUUGAUAAUAUAUCAUUAUGGAACAAUUCUGAAGUAAACGCGUUUAUGAAAGUGUGAACUGCUCAAACUUUUUUUAAGAAACCGAUUACAUGGUUAUUCUAUGAUGAAAUUUAGUCGCUUCAAUAAGAGACUUUUUCGUGUUUUAUGUUUCAUUCAUGUAUUAAAUUUUGUGUUAAUACUCGUGUUUUAUUACAUUUCUGAUCUAACACAGAACAUUAAUAGCGCAUCAAAUUUAGAGAUUAUUAAAUCAAAAAAUAAAAGCCUUGGAAAUACAGUAAAAACACUUAAGUAUCCCGUCAAAAUGCAGCCAAACUUGACAAAACUUAUCAACUGGAAAAACCCAAAGUAUCCUAUGGACGUUAAAUAUCUAAUGGAGAAUAAAAGACUUUGCUCAGCAGUGAAAAAUUUAACCGUGCUUGUGGUAGUGAAUUCAGCAACAGACCACUUUGUUCGGAGGCAAGCUAUAAGGAAAACAUGGACAAAUGACUCGUAUUAUUCGUAUUUAGGCACCGUCAGGGUUUUAUUUCUUCUUGGCAGGAACGUAAAUUCGUCUGUUCAAAAAGGUAUAGAAAAGGAAUCUGACAAUUAUAGAGAUAUUUUACAGGGUGAUUUUAUUGAUACUUACUUAAAUCUUACACACAAGGGUGUAAUGGGUUACAAAUGGCUAACGGAACGUUGUCGAAAUGCAAGGAUCAUUUUGAAAGUUGACGAUGACUUUUUAGUGAACAUGUUCAUCUACUUUCGGAAACUCGAAAAGCUGAUGCUGUCAACAAACGUUUACUGUGACUAUAAGGUUGGCGCAAUUUUCAGAAAUAAAACAAGCAAGUGGUAUGUCAGUAGAAAUCAUUUCAGGGGUAAGAAAUUCUACAAAAGAUUCUGCAAAGGGAAGUUUGUUAGUAUGACAAAUGAUAUAAUUCCAUCUUUAUAUAAAUCAGCAACUCAAACACCAUUCUUCCCUUACGAUGAUGUGUUAUUAUUUGGCUACGUUAUGCGUAACGUACAGGGACUCGGAUAUAAAACACUCAGAGAAAAAUACAUGGAAACUAAGAACAAUGUGGCUAUGGAAUGUUUGAAAGUAAAAAAGAAUUAUUGUAGCAAGUUUGUUAUCGGUGCUAACGGUAAAAAAGAAAUGGAGACCACGUGGUUUACGAUUCUAAAAUACUUUUCACCGAAACAAACCUGAUUAAUUGAUAAUUGAAUAUAUAUCAUUAUUAAAAUAUUUGAUGGUUUCAAAUGGAAUGGUAUUUUAACCCAAUAAAAGGUUAAUAAAAUAAUUAGAUGUAAUGCUAGAUAUAGCAGGGAGGCCUUUCAGGGCAAAACUGGACACAAAAGUAUAACAAAGUAUGUUAUGUAUCAAUAUGCUUGCAAAUAUCUCAAGUUUAAUGUUCUGCCAAAACAAAAUUCUGAACAAUCUUAGAUGGCGUCCAAGAUGACCGACAUUUUCGUAAACUAUUACGGAGAUAUUAAAAUAUAGUAAAUUAUGUUGUUUUUUAUUCAUUAACGUUCAAACAUUUUUGUUAAAACUGCAAAUAAGUAGAAUUAUUAUUAUCAUUAUUAUUAUACCAGAUUUAUAUAGCGCCCUUUUCAUGAUAAACACGUUCAAAGGCGCUUUACAUAUAGCAAACGCAGCCACACCUGGCGCAAAGUCCAUCCUCUACUAGUACAGACACAGAGCGAUCUGACCAGAGGGACAGAGCGAGAUAAAGCCCCCAGAACAGAUAGAGAGAAAUCCUUUAUAGAUACAGACCUGUCCGGCUAACUUAGCCUAGCUCUUUGCGAAUAGACAGUCUGGUUCUUUAACGUGCCCGGUGUAUAGCACCGAUACACGCGAAGCCGUCUUAGUUAGGUGGGUGACACUCAAGAGCAUCUCAGAAAUUUCCAGUGCCUGGGCCGGGAUUCGAAUCCCGGACGUCUGGAUUGACAGUCAAGCGUGUUACCACUAGACCACCGGCCCACUUAAGAUCUUUUAUUAUUAAGAUCUUGUCAUUAAUUAUUAUAAAAGAGUUAUAGAUCAAAGUCAAAUUCAUGGUCAAACUUCUAAAUUGUGAGUUAUUAAGUACAAAUUAGAAUUUUCUCGUGAAAAAACCAAGGUCAUUUUGUAUUAAAAUGUGUUUUAAUAUGUUUCAAUCUGACAAAUUCAUUGAUUAUGGCGAUUUUCCCAAAAUCAACUUGAUACUGGUGUGUUUACUUAAUAUCCUUUCAGCACUUACACAAAAUAUUGAAAAACAAAACUGGCCCUUUCCAAAUACAAUUGUUCUUCUUGUGCCCUGUCGAUGAAUAAUUUUGAGUUCAGAUGCAAAGGAACUAAAUCAAUAGGGCGCAGUCCAAGUGAUAUAAUAAUACGCAUUUAAACGAAAAGCAAUGAUUUUAUUCAAGAGACAAUCACUCAAUUAUAGGACAAGGGUAGAGAGGGAAGUUCUCCUAGAUUGCUAAGAUGAUGCAUGUAAUUAAUAAUAACCCCCAAGUCAAUAAAAUGGACACUGACACUCAGCAGCGGGGCUAUAGAUUACGACAGUGGUCAGCUUUGGACAAUGUGUGAAAUGAUAAGAAGGAAUGUGUAAAACAAAAACAUUAUGAUACAAUACAGUAUAAAAUAUAUAGCUCAUGAAUUUGAAACAACUCUGUUCAAGCAUCAAUGAAGUCAUUAAAAAAAUCAAAGUUAUCAUGAUAUAAACGAAACAAAAACUUGUGAAUUAAAUUGCAUUAAAAAUGUAAACUAAAAAAUUUGAAAUAGACAUACAGAAAAGAACUAGUAGCUUAAAACGUGUCAUAUAGAUUCAAGUGUAAUUCAGAUACUAAAUCAAUUGAUUAUUUUUGAGCUCUAAAAUUACGAAAAAAAACACGAAACAUGCAUAAUACUUUGAUACAUCAUAACUGUAGUUACUUAAACAUGUCAUUUUUUCUUAUUAUAGUUUGUGCAGUAAACAAACUGAUUUAACAUUAGAACACAUCAAAACAUGAUUGUUUUAAAUUUUAAAAGAACAGUGCAGCAUAAUGUUUACAGCUUACAGUCUGUUGAAAAAAAACUACUGUGAUUAUAAAGCUUACCUAUAAAUAGUCAAAGUGUUUCUAUUAUUAAAUUCUCAUUAUUUCUUUAGAAUUUUAACAUUAUGUACAAAGUAUACCUCACUAUACAUGUAUAUGGCCACAACACUGACUCUUUAAGUACACAGUUUUGAUGGCUUAGCUUUCUAUUUCUAGUCUCAAUGUUGCAUACUUUUAUUAAUGUAUAAAAUGCAGUGAAAUACAUUUUUCUAUCAAAAAUGUGUGUCGCAAUCAACUAUGUUCACAAUGUAACUAUAUACAGCAAAAGCACUUAUUCGUUUUUAUAAUUAAUGAAAAUCACACGACUCUUUUUCAACAAGUUCAGUGUCUGAUUUCCUGAAUUAUUCCUAUGAAUUUACAUGUUUGUGGAGGUAAAUAUCAUUUACUACACUUCGCUAAGAGUUAUUCUUUGCACUGAAAAAUAGUCUUCUCAUCUUUAGACUGACAACUGCUACACACUUUGUCAUUGUAUGGUCGACACAUCUUUAUUUACCAAACUUCGCUUAAGAGUUAUUCUUUGCACUGAAAAUUAGUCUCAUUUUUAUCAGUCAUUCAUGAAAGUUAUUCUGAUUCUGAAUUAAUGUCACUGUCAUUCAUCAUAGUUACUUGAUUCAAAGUCAUUUUGAAUAAAGGUUACAGUCAUUCUGACUUGUGAUCGCAUUUUCAUUUUGACUUAAGGGCAUAGGCAUUCUGAACUUGAUUCAAAGACAUUCUGAAUAAAGGUCACAGUCAUUCUGACUUGUGAUCGCAGUCAUUGUUAUAGGCAUUCUGAAAUUAUUAGUCGCAGUUAUUCUGAAUAAAGCUCAGUCAAUCUGACUGAAGGUGAUUUAAGAUCGCAAUCACUGACUUAAGAGCAUAGGUAUUAUGAAUUAUUGUCAAGUAGAGUCAACAAAAUGUUAUAUUCUGUAAGUAAAUUCAAAGUGUUACGGGACCUUUAAAAGAACUUGAAUAUUAAAGUACCUAUACUAUUUCUUCACUAAAUGUACAUGCAGUUUUAUAGAAAAAGGGGAAGUAUACAUGUGUACUAAAGAUAACAUUGGCGUAAAAAGAGCCAGUGUGACCUUUUUGUGACCAUUUUAAAAUGUUCCUUUCUCAUGAAAUAUACUUUGCAAUUUUGUCACCCUUUGUAAAAAUUAAUUCUAAGUGAAUAUAAAUUCUAAAUCAUAUCAGUAUUAAUCAUGUAGAGCAAGAAUGCUUCAAGUACUUGACUUAAGGGGACGAUCAUUUAAUACUGAGUGGGGCUAGGGUGAAUUUGGAAAUAAAUAAUCUAUCCCCAAUGUAACUGAAAAUAGAUAAUCU
Molecule: messenger RNA, 4847 nt
Organism: Mercenaria mercenaria
Lineage: Eukaryota; Metazoa; Mollusca; Bivalvia; Venerida; Veneridae
Product: beta-1,3-galactosyltransferase 1-like
Exons: 1
Coding region: 604-1686 (360 amino acids)
Cellular component (GO): membrane
Molecular function (GO): hexosyltransferase activity
Source: RefSeq, a predicted model, not a curated record